AUGACUCAGCCAUUAUCAUAUAAAGUAGUUAUUGUAGGAAAUACGCAAGUAGGAAAGACAUGUAUUGUUGAUAAACUAGUGACUGGAGCUAUAUCUGACGAUGUAACUCCUACAAUUGGCGCAAGCUUUUUAACUUUUACCAUUAAAAAGCCAAAAGGUCCAAUAAAGCUACAUAUUUGGGAUACCGCAGGACAAGAAAAGUUUAUGUCCAUUACUUCAACUUACUAUAGAAACGCUCAUUUUGCUUUAUUAGUUUUUGAUCUUUCUGAUCGUAAUUCAUUCAAUAAUUUAGGAAGAUGGCUCGGAGAUCUUAAAGGAAAUGCUCCUCCAGAAGUCAAAAUUAUUCUUGUUGGCAAUAAAAAGGAUUUAGAAAAUGAAAGAGCGAUAACAAAAGAAGAAGCUGAAACAUUUGUAUCAGAAAACAACUUACUAUACUACAUGGAAGUUUCUGCAUUGACAGGAGACAGAAUUAGAGAAUUAUUCCAAGGUCUAGUGAAUAUCGACACCACAGAUGCAUUGGAUGUGAUCCAACAUAAGAGGAGUGAAGAAGGUAGUUCAUGCUGUUAG
Trichomonas vaginalis G3 is the source of this 567-nucleotide messenger RNA. RefSeq names its product regulation of endocytosis. Bases 1 to 567 code for a protein of 188 amino acids. NCBI's taxonomy places the organism in Eukaryota, Parabasalia, Trichomonadida, Trichomonadidae. Gene Ontology annotation, molecular function: GTPase activity; GTP binding. The transcript has a single exon. The record is from RefSeq and is a predicted model, not a curated record.